Molecule: messenger RNA, 3589 nt
Organism: Eruca vesicaria subsp. sativa (arugula)
Lineage: Eukaryota; Viridiplantae; Streptophyta; Magnoliopsida; Brassicales; Brassicaceae
Source: the annotation of a GenBank genome assembly
AUUUUGACGAACCUACACAGUACACACACAUCAGGAAGGUUGAAUGAUUAUAUAAAGUUUUUACUAACCCUACGCAUAUUCGUGGGAGAGAGCGAGAAAGAGAGAGGGGAGAGAGAGAGAUGAGUUUGAGGAAUCUUCAUGAGAUGGGUUUAAGUUUUGAAUCCCCAAGCUUCAUUGAAUGGCUUAAAGCUCCAUCGUCUUCUUCUUCUUCUUUGUUAUUUCGUAUCAAGACCAAAGAUGUUAUAUCGACAUCGAACCACCAGAGUAUGUUGGAAAGAUCUCUAUUCUUGUACCAACCUCAAGAACCACUCAAAAAGUCUAUUCAAUGCUUGCCUCUUCUAAACAAGCUCAUGGAAAACGAAAGUCAAGCUUUGGAUGAUAUCAAAGAAGAGAAGGAUGAUGAUCAUGUGGUUACUCUCCAGAUCGGAUUGCCUAACUCGGUGGAUGAUGACUCUGAUACAACAUCUGAUCAUCAUGAGAAGAACCCCAUCAAGAGAGAGAUAAUAGAUGAUGGAGUGGUGAUGAUGAAUAAGAAGAGAAGGAAGAUGAUCCUUGAUGAGGAGAUGAAUGAUUUGGAUAUGGAAGUCUGUGGCAAGAGGUUUUGGAUACCAAGUCCUGCUCAGAUUCAUGUCGGUCCAAUGCAAUUUGCUUGCACUAUUUGCAGCAAAACCUUCAAUAGGUACAAUAACAUGCAGAUGCAUAUGUGGGGACAUGGAUCAGAGUUCAGAAAAGGAGCUGACUCAUUGAAAGGCACGACACAACCAGCAGCUAUCCUGCGUCUACCAUGUUACUGCUGCGCGGAGGGAUGCAAGAACAACAUCAACCAUCCACGUGCGAAGCCCUUGAAGGAUUUCCGUACACUUCAGACACAUUACAAACGUAAACAUGGCUCCAAGCCUUUCUCUUGCGGAAAAUGCGGCAAAGCAUUGGCUGUUAAAGGAGACUGGAGGACUCAUGAGAAAAACUGUGGGAAGCUUUGGUAUUGUACAUGUGGAUCAGAUUUUAAGCACAAGAGGUCUCUUAAAGACCACAUCAAGUCUUUUGGUAAUGGACAUUCUCCUCACCCUUCUCUUUCGUUUGGUGUGUUUGAGGAGGACACGGAAUGUGUCACCACAGAAUGAUAAACACGUGAGGGCUGUGGGAAUCAUCGGAUCCGUAUAGGUAAGAUCUGAAUUUUCAAAUGUUGCUUCUAAACUAUGCAUGACCACAGAAACAUCUCAAGUCUAACAAAGAAUUUCUAUCUUGAAAAAGGGAGAAAUUCUUUGUUAGACUUGGACUAAAUACAUCAAAAUAUAACAACUUAGCAUAGAAAAGGAAGCAACAUUUUAAAAGUUAGAUCUUCUUAUUGGGAUAUCUUUACGAUGAGUCUACAGUAGAAACUGCUGUUUAUCAAACACUUGUAAAAUUUGAGGUGAGCGUUUUAAAUAUUUGUGUGUUUAGCUUUCUAUUACCAUGCAUGUAAGGGUGUUUUACGACUUAAAUAACCUUAUGAAAAUGCUCACUAACAAAAACUUCUCUUUCUCCGAGGGAUGUAUUUGUCGGGGAGCAUUUUGUUGCUUGUGUAAACCCCUAAUUAAUUAUCUAAGUGGUUAGUAAUUAAUAAGCUUGUUUGCUUCCAGUCUUAUUUAGGGUUUCCUUUUUUUAAUAAGGGUGGUUAUCUUGUGAAGCACGUAAAUUUUCUGUUUCUCUUAUUCAUGUAUUUGUAUUAGAAGAGAAAAUUGGUGUGCUUCACUUCAUUGUUGUAUGAUAAUCCUCAAUAGAGUCUCUUCCUAUGUAUUGUAAUCUCUCUUUUUAUCACAUCGCAAAGUUACAAAAAAUAUAGAUAACACAUCAUUCGGAACGAUCUCAACUUUGCCUUCGGCUUAGAUUGACAUCAUGUAAGAACAUCGUCUAAAUUUACCAUACAUUUGCGCAUCAAUAUGUGUGACAAGACAAAUCGAAAUCGUAUAGAACACUCUUACCCUCUCCUCGCAACUCCUCGAUCUCAAGCAAAAUCUUUCUGACAAGAGCACAAGCUUCUUUCUGACAAAACUUCUUUUAAUGGUAUACACUAUACUUCAAUGGUAAACCUUCACCAAAGGAAUCUUAAACGCUUUCGGCAAGAACGGAACGGCCCUGGGAUUGUUUUCCAAGUCAUGAUACAAUCUAUACUCAGCUUCAUAAUCAUGAAGCUUCAACUCACCUUUCUGAUUCGUAUGAUAAUGAUGCUUAGUCAAAUUCGACUUCCCAAACCCGAAAACACUAACUUUCUCACAAACCCCCACCGCAAGCAUCACAGCCUGCAUACCAGACGAGUAAUGAAACAAAGACCCUUCAUGACCUUUACUCCAAUCCCCAAACCCUUCUUUCUUCUCUUCCAAGAAGUUCUUCACAGAGUAAUACUUCACGAUUCUAGCGCACAGUACGUCGAAUCUAGGGUCAGUGAUCACCAGAGGAGCUUUAUGAGAUGGUUUGCAAACAGUGUAGUCCAAUAUAUGAAUCGGUUGGCAAAUGUACAUCACGAUAGGGAUUGAUUCUCCGUAAGGAUGGCAGUUGCAACGGUCUCUUCUCGCGCAUUGAUGUAGAAUGUUACUGUUUAUGAAUGAUAUACUCGUUUUUGAUCCGACUUUGUGUUCGAAACUCUGCGUUUUAGCGUUGUUGAGACGGAUCACUAUCUCGUGUUUAUCGAUUACGUCACCGUAUUGGCGGUUAAGCAAUGUACCACUGUUACCAACCACCGCACAAGAAGUAUAUCUUCUUUCACUAACGACGCCGUUUUUGACUAGUUUGAUUAAAUCUAGCAUUACGUCAGGAUCGUAAGCUUUUUUGGUGCGAGUCCAGAGCCUAAGGUUUCUCUUGAACUCUGACCAGUAACGAGAGACUUGAGAAGAGCGAAGCGUUGUUACCGGAAACUUGGAAGGGACGUAUCUGCCGCGGCGGCGGAGGCUAUCGAUCGGUCUCGAGAUGGAGCUGAAGUAUCGGCGGUGGCUUCUCCGAGUGUUGUCGUAAUCGGAGAUCAGAUCGACUUCCUGGUUGAACUUCGGCUCUCCGGGAUCGACGGCGGCGAACUCGAGCAAGGUUUCGUUGAACACGAUCUCCUCCGUCGUCAUGAAUCCGGAGGUGCUACCGAGCUCGGCGAUGGCGGAGCUGAAGGUGAAGCUUCUCCGGCGAAUCGCGACUCUGCAGAUGAGUGUGGCGGCGAGGAAGCAGAAGAGGAUGGCGCUGAAGAGAGGUCUAACGGAUCUUUUCAUCGGAUCUUAGGUGUAAAUCAAAAUCUCCACCAGGGCUAUAAUGGUAACUACGAAGCUUAACGACUCCAUUAUCAGGAAUCUGAAGUCAACGAGAGGGAGACGACAUUGUUUGAGAUUUAAAUGAAGUAAGGGAAGGUGUGUGACAGAGAUUUGGCAACCCCAAAAAUGGAGAUCUGGAGAAGGAAGUUAGAUCCGUCGAUUGAAUGCAACUAACAUUUAAUUAAUCUUUUCCUUUUUCUGGUAGAUGACGCAGCACCCAUGUUGUGUCCCCCCUUACGCUUUGGAGAGCUGGAGUAGAGAGAUAAAGUGUGUGUGUGGGUGGGUAGUUUGUUAAUUUAUUUUCGUUAAUUUUUUUUUUU